Molecule: messenger RNA, 195 nt
Organism: Macroventuria anomochaeta
Lineage: Eukaryota; Fungi; Ascomycota; Dothideomycetes; Pleosporales; Didymellaceae
Exons: 1
Cellular component (GO): cytosol
Molecular function (GO): hydroxypyruvate reductase [NAD(P)H] activity; glyoxylate reductase (NADPH) activity; NAD binding
Source: RefSeq, a predicted model, not a curated record
CUCAUAACUGCAGAGCUUUUGAAGAGGUUCAAGAAGGGUGAUCGAUUCAUCAACAUCGUACGCUGCGCUCUCUUUGAUGGAGCUGCACUCGUGCAAAUUUUCAAGAGUGGUCACCUUUUUGCUGUUGGCCUUGACGUUCAUGAGCACGAGCCACACGUCAAUCAGAAGUUGUGUAAGAUGCGGAAUGUGACCUAG